AUUGUUAGCUUGUUAGCUCGCGGGCGGUCCUGUGACAUGGUGAUAUGACUGAGUUAUAACGGCUUAUUACACUUGAAGCUCAAGUUAUUACAGGCGUACAGUGAUGGAAGACCGUUCCGAAGCUGCGUCCACAUCCAAGAUCACCUCAGGUUCUCUACACCUGCAGACUCCUAAAAAUGAAGAGGCAUAUGAAAUAGCCAUCCCUUAUGAAGAGACUAACUUUGAGCAGCAAGGAUUUUUCAAUCAAAACGAUCAUAAUUUUGAUGAGUCGCCUCCACCAUCCGGCCCUUCGUCCGUCACCAACUCAUACAUGGUGAUCACCAACCUGCGAACGCAGUUGCAGAUCUCACUGGAGAAGAACUCGUGGCUGCAGAAAAGAAUCGAGGAUCUGGAAGAGGAGCGGGACUUCCUCCGGUGUCAGCUGGACCGCUUCAUCUUCUCCACUAAAAGCCAGGGACCAGAUCGGAGUGAGAGUUCCUACAGCAACGGUUAUGAGUCGAGGCGCUUCAACUGGAGGGGCAGGAGAGAAGAGGAGCGACCGGCUGAACCAGCCAAGGCAGACUCGCAGCAUUUCCCCUCACGCCAGUUCAUUCACCGAAGACAAGCUCCUCCCACAAUGGCCGCCUCCAAAAACCAUGUGUCCAGCUCCAUCAGCAGCCAGCUGGCCUCUUUGAACGCGCUCUUCCCGUCCACGCAGCCGCAGAGUCAUCUCCAGAGUCACAGCCUCAACAGCUCCACUGCCGGCAGCAACAGCAGCAGCGCCGCCCGACAGUCCAUGAACGAACUGAGCGCCAACGUCGGACCAGAGUCCAUUUCUCUGCUGGGAGAGUCGGAGGAGUACCUGGACCACGAGGACUACAUGGCAGAGGAGGACCUGACUUUGGGGGAUGAUGGUCUUCAAGACAACAGCAACAGACAACCGAUAAAGAGGAGGCGGAUUUUUAAACCUCCUCGGGAGCGACAGAGAGUCAAAGACGCCGCGGGAGUCUUGUUCCGCUACAAGAAGAUCCUGCUGACGUACCAGCGACUGAAAAACAUGUCCAAGGCCUUCCAGAUCCACGGCGUGGACCGCAACACGGUGGCCUCCACGACGCCCAUCGCAGAGAUGCUGCUGGUGGCUCCGGAGAAGGUGGCCGAGGUCGGAGAGUUCGACCCGUCCAAGGAGAAGCUGCUGGACUACGCCCGGCGCUGCUACACGGUUCUGGACGAGGAGACGCUCAGUCGGGUUCAGGCGCUGAAGAAGAACAACCUGCUGCUGCCCAUCUCCUACAGGUUCAGACACUGAUCUCCUUUGCUGAAAUCUUCACGCGCUCACAGGGAUUUUUACCCGCACACUCGACUGCUUACUCUCAACCUGGUAUUGCGCAUUAGCACGUAGGAUCACUGGGGGGCGCUAAAGAUCCAUUGAGUUGAAGACAGACAUGAGAUAAAGCUGUCAGCCAGGAGAGAUUGAGUGUAAAUCUUUAAGCGUCUGCAGGGAUGUGGACAGAAGAGGCCUACAGACCUGACAGAGGCGUGUCUCCCGGGUGAGGCGUGUAUGAGGGGUGGAGCCAUGAGACCGUGCGCCCUCUUUGCUUCACGUUCCCCGACAGAGUCGACUGUUACUUCUCAUGUCUGGCUCUAGCGUCGAAACAUGGCCACUAUUUUGACUGUUUCCAAGACAACACAGUUAUGAGACUCCGUCCAGACUGCCCCCCACCCUUUUUAAAUUUACUGUAUCUCAGAGAUGUUUCUGUCUAACCUGCGACUGUCGCUGAGUCACUCCCCUCAGUCAGUCCACAACCUUUCUUUGCUCCUUGAGAUCCAGUCUUGAGGUGUUUUCUCAUCAAACUGACUCUUGUCUUGCUCUUCUAAAUGAAAUGUUUUUAUUUUAUCAGAUUUGAAAAAUAUAUUAUUUUCAUUUAUCCUUGUUGUUUUGCACAUUAGAGGGGACCAUUUACUGAGAGCCCCGUUUGCUCGACCCGACUCUGACUCAGAGGGCGGAACCAGCGUCUGAGUCUUUGUGUUCAGUCGAAGACAAUGUUGAGACAACUGUUUAAAUCAGUGUGUUUCACGGUGCUUGAGUCAUAAAGUCAUUCAAUAAUUCGACAGGACUCGGCACUUGCUUGGCACAAGCAUCACCCAGUGUUUUGGUGGCAGUCAGAGCACUCUUUUUCUUCCCAUGUAUUUUGUCUGUUAAACCAGGAUCUCUUCAUACUAUGGCCACGGUUUCCGUGUUCCUACAGGAUGCGCUCAGUAAAGAUGCUUUUUCCACGGGUGCUAAAUAUAUAAAUUAACAUUUUCUCUUCCCCUGCUCAAGUUUCAUAUUCAUUUCUGAGAAAGGACUAACUGAUGCACAAAAGCUGCUCUGCCCCUUUGAAAUACACGUACUGCUUUGAUAGACCACGUUGGUGUUUUGAGCGUGAGGGUGUCAGUUCGUGCAAACAUAGAAGUAAGUCCGUCCCUAAAUGUCUUCUGCUGCUAUUUAGUUCAUUCUUUCACAUCCAGUGAGUUUUUUUCUUUCUAAUAUUUUAACUCACAAUGUACCAACAUAAAGAUAGUAAAAGUACUCAACUUGCUUGUGUUUUCUAAUUGUUUUUUUAUUUUUAAUUGUUUCCCAUUAUAGUCUACAGUGAAAUAUUUAAUACAAAAGAGUAUAAAUAUGAAGAAUUCCAGAUAGAGUGAUUCAUGAAAAUGAGUGCUGUAUUACUCUCUUUAUGAUAUUAACUGUGUCAGAUUCUACAUCUGAAGCAAUACGACUUCUGCACUGCUCUGUUGUUCACUUCCAUUUCAUGUUAAAAUAACGUGUUUAAAAUGAAUGUGUGGAUGAGCUUGUUGUUUCCCCUACUUCACUUUACUCGCCUUUUUUUUGUUUAUUUGCUCAUAUUACAAUUGUGUUCCUCAAGUGUAAACCUCAACAUGCGUGUUGGGAAGGAAACGAGAGAGAGAGAGAGAGUGGAUGGAGCGUGAGAAGAACAUUGAUCUGAAGCCACGACAUGUUUGAGCACCUUAACAUUCCCACGUCCACCUUGUGUUGACAGAGUGGCAUAUGACGUGCGACCAUCGGAACAGACUGUAGAUAUUUGCUUUUAGAGAACGUCAGUGUUUGUAAAACAAACUUGUUUUUGUUCAUGUCAUGUUUAUUUAAAUAUGUAUAUCUCACUCCCGUGAUGAUUCUGCACUUACAGACAAUGAGAUUAAAAGUUGAU
Synchiropus splendidus (mandarinfish) is the source of this 3188-nucleotide messenger RNA. RefSeq names its product coiled-coil domain-containing protein 106-like. Gene Ontology annotation, cellular component: nucleoplasm. The transcript has 8 exons. The record is from RefSeq and is a predicted model, not a curated record. Bases 104 to 1285 code for a protein of 393 amino acids. NCBI's taxonomy places the organism in Eukaryota, Metazoa, Chordata, Actinopteri, Syngnathiformes, Callionymidae.